Beta vulgaris subsp. vulgaris (sugar beet) is the source of this 1920-nucleotide messenger RNA. Its product is annotated as uric acid degradation bifunctional protein TTL. Lineage: Eukaryota; Viridiplantae; Streptophyta; Magnoliopsida; Caryophyllales; Amaranthaceae. The record is from RefSeq and is a predicted model, not a curated record. Gene Ontology annotation, biological process: purine nucleobase metabolic process. The transcript has 6 exons. Gene Ontology annotation, molecular function: hydroxyisourate hydrolase activity; carboxy-lyase activity. The coding region runs from base 224 to 1750 and encodes 508 amino acids.
ACCAAAAAAAUAUGGGCAGUGCCAAAAAAUUCUGCCCAAAACCCGGCCCAAAAACGGGCUGGACCGGGCCAAAAUGAUCACCUCUAAAAUAACUCGACAAACUCCAGUCACCCAAAUUGUGUAUUCUGAUUUCUUGUAAUAUUUGAAGCUGUCGAUUGUUUUGUUCAAUAGAAAGUUGAAACAACUACAAAGGGUGAGUUUAAGAUUAGUGAUCAUCGUAAAAAUGGAUUCAGCAGGAAGAUGGGUGUUAAAAGAAGAUGAUUUGUUAGCAUGUUGUGGGAGUACCAAAUUUGCCAAACAAAUGGCAGCCAUUUCUCCUUUUACUGAUCUUCAUCAUGCUGUUCAAGCUGCUAAAGACAUCUGGUUUAACAAGGUUGAUGUUAAUGGAUGGCUUGAAGCUUUCUCAGCUCAUCCUCAAAUUGGCCAAUCUCCUUCUUCCUCAAUUACUACUGAUACUAGUGCCCAGUGGAGCAAGGGAGAGCAGUCAACUGCUAUAGCAACAGCUACUUCCACGACAUUACAGGAACUGACUGAGUGGAAUGCCAAGUAUAAGCAAAAGUUUGGUUUUGUCUUUCUUAUUUGCGCAUCUGGGAGGAGUACUGCAGAAAUUCUGGUGGAAUUAAAGAGACGCUACCCAAACAGGCCUGUAAUUGAGUUUGAAACAGCAGCUCAGGAACAGAUGAAAAUAACUGAAUUACGUCUUGCCAAACUCUUUUCAGCAAAUUCAAGUACUGCUGCUGCUAUUGGAGAUCAACCUGCAUCUGUCGCCAUGAAAGCCCAUGGUGAUGAUGAUGACGAAGAACAAAUAGAGGAAAAUGAUGGUGCUGCCCUACUAGUCGAAAAAGAGUUGAGCAAAAAAUACUGGUCACAGGCUGAAGAUGAGGUUCUUGUGAGAGCUUGGCUACAAGUUAGUCAAGACGAAUUAUUUAAUGCUAAAAAAAAAGGUUUCCAAUUUUGGAGUAGAGUUACUCAUAUGUUUGAGCAAGUGAGAUGUUAUAGAGAAAGAUGUUGGGCAGAAAAAGUAGAAGGGAUGAGGGUGUCUGAUAGAUUAAAUGUGAGAACUCUUGAGCCCUUAAGAUGUCGUUGGAAUAGGAUAAAUAUAAGUGUAUCCAAAUUUGUUGAGGCAUAUUCUCAAGCUGAGGCAGGGAGGAAAAGUUGGGAGUGCAAUGACGAUGUCAUGAAGACAGCGUAUGCCAUCUAUAAGAAUGAUGAUAAGAGUCACAGAGAUUUCCGAGACAAACAUUGUUGGGAUAUUUUAAGUUUAACCAAACAAUGGAAGCCCAUUGGUAAAACUAUUAAGAGGUGCAAGAAGAGAACAAUCGAAGAAAGUGGUUCAAAGAGGAAUAGAAUCACCGAAUCUGGCGACUUCUCCACUUCCACUGACCUAAAUACACCAACUAGUGAUGACAUGGGGUGUUUGGGCCAACCUCCAAGCGAUGGAUCCAGUAAGAUUAAAGGGAAGGGAAAAGAUAUGGACAUGCCAUCAGAUGCCUUUCAACAAUGGUUGGAUUCCAUUGAGAAAAUGAAUUUGAUGAGGGCAAGUGAAAUUACUAGGAUGAAGUAUGAUAAAGAUGUCGAGGUUGAAAAGCAAAAAGUUGAAAGCGAAGGGUUUCAAUUAGCCAGAGAGAAAGAAGCAAGGAAACACAGGAAGAUUAAUUUGGAAUUGUUUAAAGUACUUUCCUCAAAGGAGUACUUAAUGAAAGAAGAACAAGAGUUGAAGAAUAAUUUAGUGAAGGUUCUUUUCCCAUGAUAUAUAGUUUGUUAAUUUUUUUUUUAACUAAAGGAUUGUUUUAAUCCGUAACUCUGUAUAAUCUAUUGUAUUUACGCAUUUAAAGCUUAGAGUUUGUGUUUGUUUAGAAUUUUAAUUAUAUGUUCAAAAUUUGAAUUAUCUUAUAUGCAAUCUUUGCAAUUAUUGCAUAA